CGCGAGGGAGCGCGGGAAAUCCUGGGUACGCUGGAGUCGUGCGGGCUGCUGGGACCAUGGCCACCUCUUCGGUGUCCAAGGGUUGUUUUGUAUUUAAGCCGAACUUAAAGAAAAGAAAGAUUUCUGUGCCAGUAGAGGACUAUUUUAAUAAAGGGAAAAAUGAGUCUGAGGAUGACAGUAAGCUUCGAUUUGAAACUUAUCAGUUGAUAUGGCAGCAGAUGAAAUCUGAAACUGAGCAACUACAAGAGGAAUUAAAUAAAAACCUGUUUGACAGUCUAAUCGAAUUUCUACAAAAGUCUCAUUCUGGAUUCCAGAAGAAUUCAAGAGACUGGGGCUGUCAAGUAAAACUCAGAGAAAUUCCAACUGCCGCUCUUAUUCUAGGUGUGAAUGUAACAGAUCAUGAUUUAACAUUCAGAAGUUUGACAGAAGCCCUUCAGAAUAAUGUCACUCCAUAUGUAGUCUCAUUGCGAGCUAAAGAUUGUCCAGAUAUGAAACAUUUUUUGCAAAAGCUGGACUCACAGUUGAUGGACUGCUGUGUACAUGUGGAAUCCAAAGAGAAGGAAAGUAUUCAGGUCACCCAGAAAAAGACACAUUGUUCAAUGGAUUCUCUUAGCAGCUGGUAUAUGAAUGUGACACAGACAGACCCAAAAAUGCCACGGAAAAAGAGAACUUGUGGCCAAUGGAAGUCUCCUCCUGUUGUGCUUAUCUUAAAGGAUAUGGAAAGCUUCACCACAAAAGUACUUCAAGACUUCAUAAUUAUCAGCAGUCAACAUCUACAUGAAUUUCCACUAAUACUCAUUUUUGGAAUUGCCACAUCUCCUAUUAUCAUCCGUCGGUUGCUUCCUCAUGCAGUAUCAUCUCUAUUGUGUAUAGAACUAUUCCAAUCUUUGUCUUGUAAGGAGCACCUGACCACAAUACUUGAUAAGCUACUUCUUACAACUCAAUUUCCCUUUAAACUAAGUGAUAAAGUAUUACAGAUUCUGACCAGUAUCUUUUUGUAUCAUGAUUUCUCAAUUCAGAACUUUAUAAAAGGACUAAAGCUUUCUCUAUUAGAGCAUUUCCAUUCCCAACCCCUCAGUGUUCUGUGCUGUAGUCUCCCAGAAGCCAAAAGAAGGAUAAAUUUUUUAUCAGAUAAUCAAUGUGAAAACAUCCGGCGUCUUCCAUCAUUUAGGAGGUACGUGGAAGACCAAGCUUCAGAAAAGCAAGUUGCACUAUUGACCAAUGAAAGAUUUUUGAAGGAGGAAACAAAAGUGUUACUAGAAAACCUGCAUGGUUACCAUACAAAUUACUUCGUGGUUUUGAGAUGUCUUCAUCAGUUCACCUCUUCUCUUCCCAAGUACCCAUUGGGUCGACAGAUCAGAGAGCUGUAUUGCACAUGUUUAGAAAAGAACAUUUGGGAUUCAGAAGAGUAUGCCUCGGCCUUGCAGCUGUUGAGGAUGUUGGCAAAAGAAGAACUGAUGACCAUAUUACAGAAAUGUCUCAAGGUUUUUAAGUCCUCUUCCGAAAAGCAGCUUGGCAGCACAGCAAAGAGAAUAGAGGAGUUCCUGGCCCAGUUUCAGAGCCUUGAUGCAGAAGCCAAAGAGGAAGAAGAUACUUCUGGGUCACAGUCCAAGGGGCUUCAGAAGACAGACCUCUACCAUCUCCAGAAGUCCUUACUGGAAAUGAAGGAGUUAAGAAGAACAAGCAAGCAGCAGACCAAGUUUGAAGUACUCAGAGAAAAAGUUGUGAACUUUAUUGACAGCCUGGUGAGAGAAUACCUUCUGCCUCCAGAGGCUCAGCCCCUGCACGAGGUGGUGUACUUCAGUGCCGCCCCCGCCCUUCGUGAGCACCUGAACGCGGCACCCCGAGUUGCCCUCCACACUGCACUCAACAAUCCUUACUAUUAUCUCAAGAAUGAAGCACUGAAAAGCGAAGAAGGCUGCAUUCCAAAUGUUGCCCCCGACAUCUGCAUCGCAUAUAAGCUGCACCUGGAGUACAGCAGGCUGAUCAACCUUGUGGACUGGGCAGAGGCUUUUGCAACAGUUGUGACAGCUGCUGAAAAAAUGGAUGCAAAUUCUAUAACCUCUGAGGAAAGGAAUGAGAUCAUCCAUGCUCGGUUUAUUAGAGCUGUUUCUGAACUAGAACUUCUGGGAUUUAUAAAACCUACCCAACGGAAGACUGACCAUGUGGCCAGGCUAACAUGGGGAGGCUGCUAGAAGGCACAUGAAUGAGGCCAGAAGAAUCACAUUUAGCUUAAGAGAAAAAGGAGACCUGUCAGAUUUACAUGCCACUGGAGGAAGACUGUUUUGGCAAGAUAAAUGAUCAUUCUUGUGCGAUGUUUAACCAGAGGGCAGACUGCUGAUCCCAGCCAGGGCUGCAUCCGAGCACCUGUGCAGUGCUUCAGAUGCUUCAGCGCACUUGCAUGGUAACUAAAACCUGCCUCAUGUUAUCACUGUAAUUUUCAUUGUCAUUACUAAACACUGAAUAAAUUGUUCUUGAACAUAGUG
Manis javanica (Malayan pangolin) is the source of this 2486-nucleotide messenger RNA. It is a transcript of the gene ORC3, whose product is annotated as origin recognition complex subunit 3. Gene Ontology annotation, cellular component: DNA replication preinitiation complex; nuclear pre-replicative complex; nuclear origin of replication recognition complex. Lineage: Eukaryota; Metazoa; Chordata; Mammalia; Pholidota; Manidae. Gene Ontology annotation, molecular function: DNA replication origin binding. Gene Ontology annotation, biological process: DNA replication initiation; DNA replication. The record is from RefSeq and is a predicted model, not a curated record.